This is a messenger RNA of Komagataella phaffii GS115, 1650 nucleotides long. RefSeq lists its product as hypothetical. The transcript has a single exon. The record is from RefSeq and is a predicted model, not a curated record. The coding region runs from base 1 to 1650 and encodes 549 amino acids. Lineage: Eukaryota; Fungi; Ascomycota; Pichiomycetes; Pichiales; Pichiaceae.
AUGGGAGAAUUCAACGAAAUAUUGAAUGACCCCUCAGUUGUGUCGCUUUCUGUGGAUGACACACCUCAAUUAAACAAUGAUAUUCCUGGCAAUCAGCAAGAGACCUCUAACAAUAGUGAACUAGAUGUCAUUACAAAGUUGCUUGAAAGCGCAUCUUUAGCAGCUGCAAAGGAGUCCAAGGAGAAGAUUAAUUUGUCAGUUGAGAAGGACCGUAUUGUGUACAAGCCCCAUGUUCUAUUGAAAUUGGCCGAUUCUCCAAUGGUGGCCCAAUUGGCACCAACUCUGGAACUGCCUGAGCAAAGCUUUUGGAGAUUAAAAUCUGCCCGCGAGGCAACUAAUAAUAAUGGAAGUUUCUCUAAUACAAAAUCAAGAAAGGCCAAGAGGGAACCGAAGAAGCUUAAACAGCAGAAGAAGAAUGACCAGCAGGAGGACUCAGAAACUCCUCAGUGGAUGCUGGAUAAUGACGGUCCUGUAGGUAACUCUUUACAAGACUUUGAGGUGUGGAGGUUGAAAAUGAGACUCAGUGAAAAAAAGAGAAAUGGCAUUGAAGUGACUAAGGAAGAACUUGAAGAGCUUGACAGAUUGACCAGCGGCAGCACUUCGAUAAAGAAUGGUAUCCUCGAAGAGCCUUUAGAGGAUGGGGAGGUUCUAGAACCAGAUAAUGACCUAGAGACUGAAUCCUCAAUUCAGGGAAAUUCUAUUGAUAACUUCUUUGGUGCUAUGAUUGGAGAAUAUCCUUCAGAUUUAAAAGAUGAACAGAAACACAAGAAUGCCAAUUCAAGGUUUAGUUCAUUGUUCAAACCUGAAUCGGAAGACAAACAUGUCUCUUCCCCUGACUCAGUGGACUCCCCAGAAAUUCGUCGUCCAAACCAACAGCAAACGCAACAUCCGAAUCUACGACAACAAGAACAGAAUCUUCCUCACUCACAUACUUCUCAAUCUCAUGUGCUACCAAUUCAGCAAUCGCAGUUACAAACACCACCACCGCCCCAACAGCUUGCAAACCAAUCACAUCACUCAUCUCCACAUCCGCAACAACCUCAACACCCUCAACACACUCAACACCAUCAGCACCCCCAACACCAUCAACACCCUCAACAUCCUCAACAUCCCUCACAUCUUCAACAUUCACCACAUCCUCAGCACCCACAACAAGAGCAACGACAGCAACUACAGCAACAACAUCAACAGCAGCAGCAACAACAACCCCCAUCAUCUAAUGAUCAUUUUUUCAUGAACCUUUUGAACAGAUCCAAGAAUCCAGAUGAUCCUGCUCAAGGUAACAGAUCUAAUCAACCAUUACCUAUGGGUUAUCCUCCUGGAAUGCCUCCUCCAAACUUCUUCCCCCCUGGAUUAAUGGGAGGACAUCCUAAUGGACCCCAUGGAAUGCCUCCUGGCAUACCAAUUCCAACUGGUCAGCACGGAGUGCCCCCUGGAAUGGCUCCAAAUGCAAACUCUGGAGGUGCACCCCCAUAUGGGCUUCCACCAAAUUUACCUCCUAACUUUAUGCCAAAUCCAAACAUGCAAAACUUUGCACCAAUGCCGUUCCCCCCGGGCAUGUCUCCUCAACAGCUUAACAUGCCUCCUCAAAAAAUUCCAAAUUUUAUGCUCCCACCUGAGUUACAGCACAUGGAAUCCGAGAAAAGGUGA